This is a messenger RNA of Salvelinus sp. IW2-2015, 1294 nucleotides long. It is a transcript of the gene cusr, whose product is annotated as Copper-only SOD repeat protein. Gene Ontology annotation, molecular function: metal ion binding. The record is from RefSeq and is a predicted model, not a curated record. Gene Ontology annotation, biological process: superoxide metabolic process. Lineage: Eukaryota; Metazoa; Chordata; Actinopteri; Salmoniformes; Salmonidae.
GGAAGGGGGUGAGCGCCCUGGUGAACAUGAGAGGGGUCAAGGGUUACUUCCUCUUCAGGCAGGACUCGCCGUUCGAAGUCACAAAACUGAGAGUGAAUCUGACCAAUCUGGGGAGCCGGGUCGGACCCUAUCACAUCCACCACUUCCCCACACCUCCUAUGAGGUCACCGCCRCAGACCACCUGCUCCAACGACAACGUUGGAGGCCAUUGGAACCCRUUUGGGAUGGACACUAAAGAUCCCACCUACCCCUCUGGACCUGGGUCGACCCAUGACCGGUAUGAAGUAGGGGACCUCAGCGCCAGGCAUGGGUCACUAGAGGGUAAAGCUGUGAUGGACGCAGUUUUCACAGACUUCAACCUCCCUCUGUUCGGACAGAACAGCAUAGUGGGUCGGUCUGUGGUAAUCCACCGUCCGGAUGGAACUAGGUUCCUGUGCGCCUACAUAGGCUACCCAGGAGAGGUGCAUGUAGCCAGGGCUACAUUCCGUCACCCUGUGGUGGGUAUGGUCCAGUUCGUCCAACUCAAGAGCAACCCGUUGUCUGAUGUCACAGUCUUCAUGGAUCUGUCCUAUGGGAGACCCUCCGAGACCGCUACGCGUAACCACCACUGGCACAUCCACAUGUAUCCUAUCAGCUCGGAGACAGACGCGGACAAGGGGAGGUGUGGGACSACRGGGGACCACUGGAACCCCUUCAACGUGGACACAAAGGAUUUGAGCUAYGCCCUGCACUGCGGCCCCUCCAGACCCUUUUCCUGUGAGGUGGGGGACCUCUCCAAAAAGCACAGCACCCUCGACCUGGGGACCCGAGURGGUGGGGCGUCAGCCAAACACUUCUUCACGGAUACCACUUCCUGGUUGUCACUUCCCGCCAGGUCGGGCUCCAUGAUUGGUCGAUCGGUGGUGAUCCACAGUGUGGACGGCGCCGCCCCCAGGAUAGCCUGUGCUAACCUCACUGAGGUCCGGAUGCCCGCGGCGGUCUUGGGCCCCUGGCAUGGACCAGGGGUCUCCAGGGGCCAARUCCGGUUCUCCCAGGCUUUCCCUCAGGGCCCAACCAUGAUGGACGUCUCCCUGGCUGGACUCAGCUCCAGGGCUGGGGGCUACCACGUCCACAUGCUGCCUAUCAGUACCACAGGAGAGCCCUGCUCGGACAACAACGUCAUGGACCACUUCAACCCCUUCUCCUGGAAUGUGUCUGCUUCUCCUGCUGCGGGCAGGGACUGUGGAUGAAUAUGAGGCUGGGGACAUCAGCGGGAAGUUCGGGAUGCUGACGGAUCAGAACCAGACACAGACUC